Messenger RNA from Schistosoma spindalis, 1147 nucleotides. Lineage: Eukaryota; Metazoa; Platyhelminthes; Trematoda; Strigeidida; Schistosomatidae. The record is from the annotation of a GenBank genome assembly.
UGAAGUCGAUGUAUUAUCCAUCUAAACAAUACGCCACAUUACUUGAUAGUUCUCUGUGAUACACUCUGAAGAUGAAUCCAAGCCUUAUAAAAGAGAGGGAAGCGUUUUUGAAGAGAGCCAUGACAAUUCCUGUUGUUGAGAAACCAAAGUCUAAUUAUUCUGGUGCUUCAGAAGAAAAAGGCCCUGUGACUUCUGUACACCGCCGUGGACCUCCUUCAGUUUCUACUGUUUCGGAUUUGCGAUCUCUCGAAUUAAAACCUCAAUUGCAAGGGAAGUUUGCUGUUUUAUCUCGAAUAGUAAAGUAUAUGAAGCAACGCCAUUUAGAAGGCGAUACUCAUCCGUUAUCUGUAGAAGAAAUUUUGGAAGAAGCUGUACUUCAUGACACACCACCUGCUACCGUAAAAUGGCUGGAGGAAGAAGCUUUACCGAAUAAUCCAAAAAUUCGUGUUACCACGGAUGCAAAGUUCGUAUUUAAACCGAGAUAUGAUAUUCGUACUCGUAAGGAUCUUUACCAACUUCUUCGUCGUCAGGAGUUGAAAGGUUUGGGGGGAAUUUAUCUAGAUGAUUUGACUGAAUCUGUUCCUGAUGUUGAAAAAAUUCUCAAUAGUUUCGGUGACCAUGUGAUUCGCAUUGUCACACCACACGAUAAGAAAACUAUCUUAUUUUACAACGACAAAUCAUUCGAUUUGAAUGUAGAUGAAGAAUUUAAGCAACAAUGGCGAUCGGUAAGUGUGGAAGGUGUUCAUGAAACAAAAAUUGAGGAGUAUUUAAAACGUAAUGGAAUCUCUUCAAUGUCUGGUGAUCGUAAAAACUUCAUACCUGUACAAAGAAAGAAACCAGGACAAAAACGUACUAUGAAUCGUCCAGUUCAUAUUAAAGACAAUGAACAUGUGAACGGAAUUUUAGAAGACUUUUCUGAGAAAUUAGCCAAAACUUGAUCAGUUUUGAUUUUUAUAAGUAACAUUCAAAUGUACAGUGACUUUAUAUGUAUAAUAAUGUUCACUUAUCCUUGAUGGUCUGUAUAUUUUGUUCAUAUGAUUGCAUCCAAGCAAUCUUUUUUGAUAUGUUUAAGGAUAGGGGUUUUUUAAAUAAAGAAUAUGACAAAAUAUUUUCUGUACAAAUAAAUAAAGUUUAUAAUUUCCUGAAA